This is a messenger RNA of Lathyrus oleraceus (garden pea), 498 nucleotides long. RefSeq names its product myosin-8-like. The coding region runs from base 1 to 498 and encodes 165 amino acids. The transcript has 6 exons. NCBI's taxonomy places the organism in Eukaryota, Viridiplantae, Streptophyta, Magnoliopsida, Fabales, Fabaceae. Gene Ontology annotation, biological process: actin filament organization. The record is from RefSeq and is a predicted model, not a curated record. Gene Ontology annotation, molecular function: microfilament motor activity; actin filament binding; ATP binding. Gene Ontology annotation, cellular component: myosin complex; actin cytoskeleton; cytoplasm.
AUGAUAGGAGGUGGUUCAUGGUCAGAUGAAAUGGGUUCUGGUUUAAAGUUUAAAAUACCAUCAGGAGUUCCAUCAGACACAUGUCCAUCAGAAACUCUUAAAGCAGAUGUUUUGGGCUUCGAGCAAUUUUGUAUCAAUUUGACAAAUGAGAAGUUACAGCAGCAUUUCAACCAGCAUGUCUUCAAAAUGGAGCAAGAGGAAUAUACAAAGGAAGAAAUUGAUUGGAGUUAUAUAGAGUUCGUUGAUAAUCAAGAUGUUCUCGAUCUUAUUGAGAAGAAACCUGGCGGCGUUAUUGCUCUUCUGGACGAGGCCUGUAUGUUUCCAAGAUCAACGCACGAAACAUUUGCUGAAAAGCUAUAUCAAACACUUAAGGACAAUAAGCGAUUCAGCAAACCGAAGUUGUCACGAACUGACUUCACCAUCAAUCAUUAUGCUGGUGAUGUCAUGUAUCAAACUGAUCUUUUCCUUGAUAAAAACAAAGACUAUGUUGUUCCGUAA